CCUCACACACAAAUUGAUUAGCCGUUUAUUAGCAACACCAAAGCAAGCGAAGCAAACACAGUGGUAGCGAAAAAGUACGAGGAAGAAUGGGAAGCCAACAAGCAGCACAAAUUCCGACCAGUUUUGGGCAUGAACUGAGGGCUUGUCUCCGUUGCCGCCUUGUCAAAACCUACGACCAGUUUAGGGAAUCAGGAUGUGAGAACUGUCCCUUUUUCAAGAUGGAUGAAGAUUAUGAACGUGUAGGGGACUGCACUACUUCUAAUUUUACAGGUUUGAUCUCCGUCAUGGAUCCAACUAGGAGCUGGGCAGCCCGGUGGCUUCGAAUUGCACGAUCUGUCCCUGGUUGUUACACGCUUGCUGUGUCUGAGGCACUUCCGGAAGAUUUGCAGAAUCUAUGUCAAGAUGAACGUAUCCCAUAUAAUCCUCCAAAACGCAUCUGAAUGGACAAAUCAGCACAUUUUGGGUUUUGAUAUGGAAAGUACUUGCAUUUUGUAGCAUCAAAGUAAAUUUCGGAUAAACAUUAUGUAAUUAAGAUAACUUAGUAUUGGAAUUAUCGUUAAAGGUCGCAAACCCAAUCUGGAAACUGAACAUAUACCUUAUAUAUGUCUGUCUCUCAGUUGUCUGCGUUUGCAUGCUCAUCUGGUGAAGUCUGAUGUAUUACUGUUGUGUUUAUGUGACCUAAAGUUUUGUGUUUUUUUCAUGUAUUUUGAGAAUCAUUUCCCAGCUAACUGUGAACAUAAUUUUCCUUGAA
This is a messenger RNA of Nicotiana tabacum (common tobacco), 751 nucleotides long. Its product is annotated as transcription elongation factor SPT4 homolog 2. Gene Ontology annotation, biological process: transcription elongation-coupled chromatin remodeling; transcription elongation by RNA polymerase II; regulation of DNA-templated transcription. Gene Ontology annotation, molecular function: zinc ion binding; RNA polymerase II complex binding. Gene Ontology annotation, cellular component: DSIF complex; nucleus. NCBI's taxonomy places the organism in Eukaryota, Viridiplantae, Streptophyta, Magnoliopsida, Solanales, Solanaceae. The record is from RefSeq and is a predicted model, not a curated record.